AUGGUGGUUUUGAUUUCAAGCACAGUGACGAUUUGCAGAGUAAAACCGAAGCUUGAAGACGGAAGCUUUCGCGUCAGCUGGUUGAUACCCAGACCCGAGGUUCCAUUUUUCUCAGGGUUGAGUGAGAAGAAUUGUAGAAAGAAAUGUGCAGUUUCGGUUAAGUGUUUAGCUGUGAAGAAAGAACAAGUUGUUGAGAGCGUGGAGAGAGUUAAAGGGACGAUUUUUCCGAAGAGAGCGAAAAAACUUAUCAUGAGCGAUGGUAGAGAUGAAGAUGAAGCGUAUGGGAAGCUUAUUUGUCCAGGUUGUGGGAUUUUUAUGCAGGACGAUGAUCCAGAUGUACCAGGAUAUUAUCAAAAGAGAAAGGUCACUGCAAAGACCUUGGAAGAGGAGGAAGAUGAGACUGAAGAUGAGCUUGAUGGGUUUGAAAUGGUUGAUGAUGAUGACGAUGAGGAGGAGGAGGAGGAAGAUGAUGAAAUGGAUGAUGAGAUCAGUAAUGCAAUUGAUGGUAGCGACUCUGAAAGUGAGAAAGAGUUUGACUGGGAAUCAGAUGAAUGGGAAGAGAAGGAGGAAGAAAAUGAAGUCGAACUGGAUGGUUUUGCUCCGGCUGGUGUUGGAUAUGGUAAUGUCACAGAGGAGACAGAGAAGAAGAAGAAACGUGUUUCGAAAUCAGAGAGGAAGAAGUUAGCUAGAGAGGAGGCAAAGAAAGACAAGGAAGACGAUGAUGAUGUGACGGUGUGUGCUCGUUGCCAUUCUCUUAGAAACUAUGGCCAAGUGAAGAAUCAAGCCGCUGAGAACCUCUUGCCUGAUUUCGACUUCGACAGGAUGAUCUCAACGAGACUGAUCAAACCGAUGAGUGGUAAAUCCAGCACCACGGUUGUAGUCAUGGUUGUGGAUUGUGUCGACUUUGAUGGUUCGUUUCCCAAACGAGCAGCCAAGUCUCUGUUCCAAGCGCUUCAGAGAGCUGAAAACGAUCCUAAGGUUGGCAAGAACCUCCCGAAACUCGUGCUCGUUGCAACGAAAGUAGACUUGCUUCCAACACAGAUUUCACCAGCUCGGUUAGACCGAUGGGUGCGACACCGUGCCAAGGCUGGAGCAGCGCCUAAGCUGAGUGGUGUGUAUAUGGUUAGUGCUAGGAAAGAUCUUGGUAUCAAGAAUCUGUUAGCUUACGUUAAAGAACUGGCUGGUCCACGUGGAAACGUGUGGGUGAUUGGAGCCCAAAACGCUGGGAAGUCUACUCUGAUCAAUGCCUUCUCCAAGAAAGACGGUGGAAAGGUGACGAGGCUCACGGAAGCUCCGGUUCCUGGAACAACUCUUGGGAUAUUGAGAAUCGGUGGAGUGUUGUCUGCAAAGGCCAAGAUGUAUGACACUCCUGGCCUUUUGCAUCCGUACAUUAUGUCCCUGAGGUUGAAUUCAGAGGAGAGGAAGAUGGUGGAGAUAAGGAAAGAGCUUCAACCUCGGUCUUACAGAGUCAAGGCAGGACAGUCUGUUCACAUUGGUGGCUUGGUGAGACUAGACCUUGUUCGUGCAACUGUUGAAACGAUAUACAUUACAGUAUGGGCAUCAAAUAGUGUUUCGUUGCAUCUUGGGAAAACAGAGAACGCCGAAGAAAUACUCAAGGGACAUUCCGGCUUACGCCUGCAGCCACCGAUCGGAGAGAAGAGAGCGGCUGAAUUAGGAGACUGGGAAGAGAAGGAGAUUCAGGUGACGGGAAGUAGCUGGGAGGUGAAAAGCAUUGACGUUGCAGUGGCUGGUCUUGGCUGGUUUUCGCUUGGACUCAAAGGUGAAGCGACAUUAGCAUUGUGGACGUAUCAGGGGAUUGAUGUGACGUUGAGAGAACCGUUGGUUAUUGACCGAGCACCGUUUCUUGAGCGGCCUGGCUUCUGGUUGCCCAAAGCUAUCAGUGAAGCGCUUGGAACUUAUUCUAGCAAGCUUGAUGAUGCUCUUAGGAGGAAGAAGCGACAAGACAGCACAGAUUUUCUCUCUGAUUGA
Molecule: messenger RNA, 1989 nt
Organism: Microthlaspi erraticum
Lineage: Eukaryota; Viridiplantae; Streptophyta; Magnoliopsida; Brassicales; Brassicaceae
Source: the annotation of a GenBank genome assembly